Dermochelys coriacea (leatherback sea turtle) is the source of this 730-nucleotide messenger RNA. It is a transcript of the gene MRPS21, whose product is annotated as mitochondrial ribosomal protein S21. Gene Ontology annotation, cellular component: ribosome. The record is from RefSeq and is a predicted model, not a curated record. Gene Ontology annotation, biological process: translation. Gene Ontology annotation, molecular function: structural constituent of ribosome. NCBI's taxonomy places the organism in Eukaryota, Metazoa, Chordata, Testudines, Dermochelyidae. The coding region runs from base 192 to 455 and encodes 87 amino acids. The transcript is spliced from 3 exons.
GGGGGCGGUGCUACGUUCCGGUUCCGGUUCCGGUUCCGGUGUCUGUGGCUGGCCAGCCCGGGGGGCGCUCGGGUGGGACUUCACUUCAGUGGCCUCCCCGAAGAGCAGGUUAUCUGUGUAGCAGCCAAAAACACAGUACAGAGCUCUCUAGCUCUGUGAUUUAAGCUUCUUCAGGAACAGCUACACCCAAAAUGUCACAUCACCUGAAAUUUAUUGCCAGAACAGUGAUGGUCCAGAAUGGGAAUGUGGAUGCUGCUUACAGGACACUAAGCAGAAUUCUAACAGUGGAUGGGAUCAUUGAGGAUGCCAAGCGGCGCCGGUACUAUGAGAAACCAUGCCGCAAGAGGCAGCGGGAGACCUACGAGAUGUGCCGGCGGAUUUAUAACACAGAGAUGGCCAGGAAGAUUGCAUUUCUAAUGAGGAAGAAUCGACAGGACCCCUGGCUAGGCUGUUAGGUCCAAAGAAUUACCAUAGCUGGGGAAACAGCCCAGUGACUUCUUUUUAAAAAACAAAAAAAAAAAACCAAAAAACCCCCCAAAACACACCACUGUCAGAUCUGAUCGCCUCAUUGCUAGUUUCAGCCAAGAGGCCAAUGACUGAAUGAGUCAUGGAGACUGAUCUCCCUUCUUCACCAGGGCAGGACUGAAGGACAUCAUACCAUAGAAUCUCUGUUUCUGAGAAGUUGCCAUGUUGUGUCUUUCUAUCUGUUAAUAAAGUGACCAUUUUAGCA